This is a messenger RNA of Meriones unguiculatus (Mongolian gerbil), 5927 nucleotides long. RefSeq names its product ras related dexamethasone induced 1 (gene Rasd1). The transcript has 2 exons. Bases 4429 to 5271 code for a protein of 280 amino acids. The record is from RefSeq and is a predicted model, not a curated record. Gene Ontology annotation, molecular function: GTPase activity; GTP binding. NCBI's taxonomy places the organism in Eukaryota, Metazoa, Chordata, Mammalia, Rodentia, Muridae.
CCCAGCUCCCUGAAGGCUGGGUGGAGGCAACAGCCAAGGCAGACAUGGAGGUGACACCAUCUCAGAGGUGAGAAGGGGCUGCAGGAGGAUCCUGGGGAAAGGAAGAGACCUGAAUGCCCACUGAGGACCGUGGGCCACGGUGGGUGUCCUCAUCAUACACUUAGCAGGACUGGGCACGUGUGUCUGAACCCCAGUGUGUCAGUUCAAGUCCAACAGGAGACAGGGACGAGGUGGAGCCCGCCAGGAGGCUCAACAGGCUGAGGUGGGCCGUUUGCCAGAGAGCCGGGGCUGCUUCCCGAUUAGUGACCUUGUUGCUUUGAGCCCAGGCCGAGACAGUGCGUCAUGGUGGAGGAACAUGGCAGGACAAACUGCUCACCUGAUGGCCGAGAGGGAAAGGGUAAAUGAGGAAAAGGCUGGAGCCCCCACAACCACAUUCAAAGACUCGCUAUAACCUGAAGACUACCCACCAGGCCACGCCUUUAAUCCCAAGUACUUGAGUUCAAGGCCAGACUGGCUUACAGAGCAAGUUCCAGGAUAGCCAGGCUGUUAACACAGAGAAACUCUGCUUUGAAAAACAAACAAGCAAACAAACAAAAACACUACCCACCAGGCCCUUCCUCUUAAAGGCUCUGCUCCCUCCCAAAAACACACAUUGAGGAUCCAGCCUUUCAACUUCAGACUCUAGCAAGUGGCCAUAUCCGGCGAGGUCCUUGUUGAUGGAGACCUAGGGCGCUGCAUGAUGGGACCACAUCCUGGCCCCCCUCUCUGCUGCUCUUCUAAUGAAACCCCUGUCUCGGGAGACUGCUGUCCUACCCUACGCCCUCUCUUAACCACGGUCACUUCCAGGGGGGCUUUGAUGGGGACACACUCCACCGCAGAUAAACCUCAGCGGGUGGACGCUGGGGGGCUCUCACUUCAGCACCGUGACUGACACACCAUGGUGAGCACUUGUGUUUACUCGGGCAGAUGUUUCCAUUGCUUUGGGGAACACGCUUGGAGAUGGAGUCACUAGGCCACAAGCCACACAGGCUUGAGUCACCUCUCCGUUGUUUGUCUAUGGUCUUCGUCACUUUACGUUCCUCUUCAAUCAUCUUUUCUGAAAUGGAGUCUUUGUAGUCAGACACAUUUUUGCUUUCUCACGGUAGCGUGUAGGCACACUUUUAAUCUUUUAUUUGGGUUUCUUAAUGCCUCUCCUAUACCUGUACCUCCUUUCCAACCCUUAUCCACCCUAAUACCUUCCAACACCAGGUAAGAGAGAAAGAAGGUUAGUGGAGAGAAGGUUGGCUACUUUCUGCUAGUGAGGUUCUUUGGAUUCCUUGGGGAAAGUUCAAUCUUCAUUUCAGGAAAUCUCCAAGUUCUUCUUCUUGUCAAAGUGCAACAGCAGCAACCCAGGAGCAGCCAGGGGAAAGCAUCGGCAGCCUUCUUUCUGGGAGCCCCCCCCUUUCUCUCUGGGCUUUGGCAUUUAUUCCCUCUCCAGAGUCCUCAGACUUAAACUAUCUGCAGCUGGAAAGAGCCCCUCCCAGAGCCCGCAGGAGGCAAACAGUUUGCGGCCACGGGCAAUCUGAAUCAGCCCCAGAUCCCACACCUGGGGUUAACACAAAAACAUGUUUACAAUAACAAGACUGAGUUUUUAAAGACACCAAAACUUUCCACUCCUGUGCCCAGGGCUUUGUACCUGCUCUUUCGCUGAGUUACAUUCCCAGCUCUUCCCCGUGUGGUCAAAUGGUGCUUUUCAGGCUGGAUGACAUUGAAGUUGAGAGCAUAAGCUGAAGGGCAGUUAUUCCAGGCAUCAGGAAGGUGUGUGCCAAAGGCGCCGAGGUGAUUCUCAAGGAUGGACUUCCACGGUAGUGACCGUGAGCACCUUCCCACUUGGAGGGUUCUGGGCUGCGACACUCUUGUUUCAGUGAGCCCUAGGCUGCCAGUCCAGCCCGAAUGGACUGGCCUUGAAGACAGAAUCUCCUUUGUCCAGUGGGAAGUUGAAAAGGAAGUCCUCUUCCUACUGCCUGGCCCUGGGCCUAACACACCCGCAGGCUGGUGUGGAGGCUAUAGGUUGGGGAAGCAGGCAGCUAGCAGGACUUCGGUCACGGGGAGGAAGGCAGGGGGUUGGGUUGGAGAGGGAUGCCGUGGACCCCACUGCUCUUUGAUGGCUGGGGUCUUCCUGCUUUGGUAGCAGAGGUAUGGGUGAUAGAUACUAGAGAGUGACAGCACGGGGGCCGGUGUCACCUUGCAUCUAGAGGGGACUGAGGUGUAAUGUCAGGCCCAGCCUUGACAUUGACCGUGGAAGGGGAGAAGGCCGUGGAUCCAAGCUGAGCCCUGAGUCUCUAGAUGUCAGGAGGUAGAGCUGGACCACGUCUUUGACCCUGCCACCCCUCUAUUUUUAUCCCUUUGGUCUUCCUGGGACUGGAGACCCAGGGGAAAUGGUGACAUCGGCCAUCCUGAGUCAGAGCCCCAGCCUUCCACACAAUGCCUUCAGCAGGCAGAGGGAAAGGGCCUCCGUCUGGAGUAAGCAGCCUUGAUUGUACCCUUCCCUUGAGUGGCUCUUUAGUGAACACUCUGUGCUGUUUAUUGCACACAGCAGUCCUGUGUUUGGCUCGGGCUCAGGUCCUCAGAGGUGAGGGCAGGCACCCCAUACGUAGAAGGGAUGGAAGCAGCAGUAGGGGCAAGAAUCAAGAGAAGUGAAGAUUUCACCCCAACUAGCCUGUCCUAGAUCUAGCUGACGAGUCCCCAGGUUACUCGAUUGAUAGGGAUGUAGAAGCAGCCUGGGAGGGAAGGAGGGAAGUGAAUAUGGAUAUCCUGCUAGCCUGAAAGGGCCAGACAGUUGUUGCAACCGCCUCUGGAUGCUGUGGGGGCACCGGCAGAGGUGAAGAUAGGACACUUGGGAGCCAGGCGGCGUACUCACUCGGCAGGCAGCUGGCUUCCCUGCUUUAGUUCUUCGUCUGCCAAGUGCUUCUUCUCCUCAGGCCCUAGUGCCAGCUCCAGAGAGGGCAUUAUCUCUAGCACAGAGACCACCAGAUCCCUCCACCUGGGCCGUGAGGGCCCCGGGCAGGAUGGCUGGGUGCUGAGGAUCUGGAGUCUGAGCUUCGUAAGGAAGGGAUGAAACCUUGGGGGCACUGUGCAGACAUCUCAGCAGGUGGGAAUGACCUUAACCCUUCCUGUGGGGCACCAGGACUGCCUGGAUGGGUGAGUGGCAUCUGUCAGUUGGUGGGUCUCUGGGCUUCUCCUAAAGAGACGAGGUCAAGGCAGAAUGAGAACACAGCUUGACUUCAUCACUUACAAGCAGUAGACGUCCUAUUUCUCCCCAAGCAUUACUCAGUCCUGGUUACUGAUCAACCUGCCACUGGCUUCCUCCUUGGGCAGCCUUCCUGGUGCUACAAUUUCGUUGUUUUGACAAGGCGCUGGUCUUAGAAAGUGUUUGCACUUACUCUUUCACAAUCGAGGGACCAGUGUCGUCUUCCAGAAAGGGAAACCGAGCUACAGACAAGGUCCUGCUCCCAGGCCUCCUCUGAAGCUUUCGAUCCCCACCCCUGACCCCAGCUCUCUCAAUGCAAAGUUGCCCAUGAGAGGGGUGGGCGACCAGAGGGGCUGCUGGCCUGUUUUGUAUUUCUUAAAGGGCGUGUCUCCAAGUUAGAGAUAGAGGAUGGUAGCUGUCCUUUGCUGAGGUCCCCACAGACCAGAUUAUCUCUAGUUGGGAUAAUGAAAACAGGAAUGUGAGUCGGUGGGCAGUGCCCCAAUCUGGCUCCCCGGCUCCCAAAUCCCCUUACUGCCCCUUGCCCAUCUCCAGCUUGGCCACAACUUCAGCUUCCCAGUGUGCCCGUGGGGCUCCCUGCUUCCCUCUGGUGGCAGAAGCUCGAAGCGCGGACGGUAGCUCAGGAAACCCACAAACACCGGACCCUGCGCCCCAAAAAGCAGCGCGGCCCGGGGACCUAAGUGACUGGAGCUGGGCCAAUGCCUAGCAAACCUGUUGCUAUCACCAGAUCAUAUUUUGUGGGAAACUGAGGCUCAAGGAAAGUGAGCGUCCGCACUGGUGUUGAGAGAAUGGGGAUCCCAGAGGUCACAGAGUCAGUGGCACAGCCCCCGCGGCCGUCGUGGUGUGAAGCGCCGGGUGCUCCCGUGGUGGUGACCUGUACUUAGUUCUCCUCCCAGCGCACGUAGGGCUGGAGCGGAGCCGCGGGCUGCAAGGCGGAGGUCGCGGAGUCUAGGAGGAGCCGGGCUCGCCGGGGGCGGGGCGUGACGCACCUUGGCUGGGAGGCGCUAGCCCGGGCGCCUCGGCAGGCUGCAUAUAAGGGCGGUGUGGGGCGCGGAGAGCCAGAGCCCGCUGCCUGUGCCCCAGAGCCACCCCAGCUGGUUCCGAAGCCAGCCCAGCUCUUCCCGCACUCCCGAGCCCUCUGCAGCCCUCCGCCUCUCGGCCCCGCAGCCGCCCCCGGGGCAAUGAAACUGGCCGCGAUGAUCAAGAAGAUGUGCCCCAGCGACUCUGAGCUCAGUAUCCCGGCCAAGAACUGCUACCGGAUGGUCAUCCUCGGCUCAUCCAAAGUGGGCAAGACGGCCAUCGUGUCGCGUUUCCUCACGGGCCGCUUCGAGGACACCUACACCCCCACCAUCGAGGACUUCCACCGAAAGUUUUACUCCAUCCGCGGGGAGGUCUACCAGCUGGACAUCCUGGACACGUCCGGCAACCAUCCGUUCCCCGCCAUGCGGCGCCUCUCCAUCCUCACGGGAGACGUUUUCAUCCUGGUCUUCAGCUUGGACAACCGCGACUCAUUCGAGGAGGUGCAGAGGCUCAAACAGCAGAUCCUAGACACCAAGUCCUGUCUCAAGAACAAAACCAAAGAGAACGUGGACGUGCCCCUGGUCAUCUGCGGUAACAAGGGGGACCGGGACUUCUACCGCGAGGUGGAGCAGCGGGAGAUCGAGCAGCUGGUGGGCGACGACCCCCAGCGCUGCGCCUACUUCGAGAUCUCGGCCAAGAAGAACAGCAGCCUGGACCAGAUGUUCCGCGCGCUCUUCGCCAUGGCCAAGCUGCCGAGCGAGAUGAGCCCCGACCUGCACCGCAAGGUGUCGGUGCAGUACUGCGACGUGCUGCACAAAAAGGCCCUGAGGAACAAGAAGCUUCUGCGCGCGGGCAGCGGCGGCGGCGGCGACCCCGGCGACGCCUUUGGCAUCCUGGCGCCCUUUGCGCGCCGACCCAGCGUGCACAGCGACCUCAUGUACAUCCGCGAGAAGACCAGUGUCGGCAGCCAGGCCAAAGACAAGGAGCGCUGCGUCAUCAGUUAGGAGCCCCCGGCGUUAGUCGCACAACCCGAGGACCUCUUUUGUUCAGAAGCCGGAUUCCCGGGCUGGCCCGCGUGCUCCGAACCACGAGGGCGCCAGUUGGCCUCCUCCCUCCCUCCCUGCGAGCCAGCCCUGCGCGCCAGGGAGAUACUGGCAAACCAGUAAGGGACUGUCAUCUGCUGUGAAAUGAAAGGACUAAGCCUGGGACUCCCGGCCACCGAUGCCGCCCGCCCGCGGUGCCCGCCCCACUUCUGGGUUGCUAGGACCCAGCCAGGGGGACUUGGCAUUUUUCUCAGAGACUUGAGAAUGAGUGUGUGAAAUUCAUCGGCCUGUGAGACUUCAAGUAGCUGUCCUGCCUGCUGGAGGGCCGGGACCAACAGGGCAUUAUCGUCUGUAAUUGGUGUUGCCAUGACAGCUGUCAGCCACCAAUGCAAACCGAAAACUUUGGCGCGAGAUGGGGGGUUCAAUCGCCAAGUACUUGUUUACAUGUGUGUGUGUCUGUGUAUGUGUGUGUAAUUGCCCCAAAGAAAAACAAAACACAAAACUUGCACUUUAAUAGUUCUAGUGUCAACAUGACAUGAACAAAAUCUCUACAUUUCUAUUGUGUGAGGUCUUUAUUAAUUUUUUAAUUUAAAAUAAAAUAAUUAAAAAACAAAAAA